AGUGACGUGCCCAUCCUGUCCUGUGGUGGUCUUGCCAAGCGCUGGUUGGUUCCUGGCUGGAGGAUGGGCUGGAUCCUCAUCCAUGAUCGUAAUGACAUAUUUGGAACCGGAAUUCGAGAAGGACUUGUGAAACUAAGCCAGCGCAUAUUGGGACCAUGUACUGUGGUUCAGGGAGCAUUAGAGAGCAUUUUGAAUGACACGCCACCAGAGUUCUACCAAGGCACCAUCAGUUUCCUCAAGUCAAACUCAGAGAUAUGUUACUCGGAGUUGUCAACUGUUCCCGGGCUGAAUCCAGUGAUGCCAUCAGGAGCCAUGUACAUUAUGGUGAGUGGACAAUUUUGUGUAUUAUAAGAUAAGAGUGGAUGAAAAUGAAGCAUUGUUUAUAAACUUAAACUAAAGGGGUAAUUUAACCAAAAGUUGCAGUUCUGUCAUCAUUUACUGUCCUUUAUUGUUGUCCAACUCCAGAAUGACAAAAAAAGCUUAAGUGGA
Messenger RNA from Sinocyclocheilus rhinocerous, 489 nucleotides. Its product is annotated as tyrosine aminotransferase-like. The record is from RefSeq and is a predicted model, not a curated record. NCBI's taxonomy places the organism in Eukaryota, Metazoa, Chordata, Actinopteri, Cypriniformes, Cyprinidae. Gene Ontology annotation, molecular function: L-tyrosine:2-oxoglutarate transaminase activity. Gene Ontology annotation, biological process: L-phenylalanine catabolic process; L-tyrosine catabolic process. The transcript has 3 exons. Bases 64 to 351 code for a protein of 95 amino acids.